AUGGCGUCGACAACUAGAGAACAAGCGACAAAUCUCCCAACUGCUAUCUCGGACGGGGCUCAUCCUGCUAAAUCAGUGUUAAAAGAAGCUGUUGAUGCUGUUCUGAAUUCGUUUGCUAAGCAUACACAUGGAUAUGGUCGAGGUAAGCUUAUCGCAUCAAUGAUCACAAACUACACUGUAUUUAAUAGUAAUCACAUUUCCUUCCGAAACUAGCCUAAUGGUUCGUAUGCGCGUUAUGUUAUGAUAAUCGUAUGAUAACCUUUUUGUUCACUGAAUUCAUGAAUUAAUUUAACCCAUUUUUACAUUUCGUGCAAAUGGAAGCUUAGAAAAACUUCCUGUGGCGCUGAGCCUUUAAGCUCAGGUUACUCCGAGCUAAAUCUAAAUAUAUCAUGGGCAGUGUUUACAGUCGUCAUUCUAGUUUGGAGCAGAAAUUUUAUGGUUACUCGCAAGAGUGGUUUUUCAUUUUACUUUUGUUUUAUUAUUGUGACCUUACAAUUUUGUUUAUUAUAAACAAGACAUUUUGAUUUUAGAGGAAAGUAAUCUGCCUUCUAAUUGCACGUAUACUUCGGUUCCUUGACGAACAUCAUUUUUGUGCGGAAAUUUAUUGAAUAUCUUGGUUAAAAUUCGUGAGAAGCAACAUCGCGCUAGUAUAUUGAUCGCGAGUUAAUAGAAAGCGCCAAUCUUUCGUCGGUUCUUUAAACAUCAAAGGUGCCGCGGCCUCUAUCAACGAUUGAGUCUGGGAGGAACGGAGAUUUCUUUAUCUUGUCAAUGGAAUUUAGACCUUCGUAAGUGAUGUACGCCUGCAUUCAUAAAUAUUGACUCACGGGUUUUUCAUUAUGGAGUCGAAGGGAAACAGCAAUGAUGUUUGUAUUUACUGUCCAUGGCUUUUAGUGAUUAGUUAAGCUUAGCGCAUACAUACACUCUGGUAACUUUAACGACAAUUCGUGUAUGUUUGUAUGAACUCUCAGUAAAGAUUUGGUGACUUUUAUAGUUUUCUAUUUUUCUCUUUUUUUUGUUUUCGUAACCAUGAUGCUAGAACGUUUCAUUUCUAUGAUCUUUUUUCAGUUUAUAUUAAAAGAACUCAUCACCUUGUCAGGGUAUAAUGAACAUAUCAAUUAUAUUUCAAGUGUUCAUUUAAUUGCUGACGAAGUGAGAUGGGUUUUAGGAAGAUUUUAGGUUUUCUUUGUGGAAUAACCAUAAUGUUGUGGCUUAUAUUUGUAUGGGUCACCACAGGGCACUGUAUAUUUUAGGUUUUUUUUAUGUAAUGAUUGAUAGACAGUAAUCAGCUGUCACAUUGCUCAUUUUGCUCUGAAAGACAAUAUUGGAAAAUAUUGGUGCCUUUGGUUUACAUGUUUAGGAAGCAAAUAAAGGAAAUUUGCAGUGACAUCAGUUAUUGCUCCAUUUUACAAUGAUUUCUUUCCAUUCUGACUAAAUCCAUUUACAAAAGUAGACAUCCAUUUUGUCCUUGUUUGGUUACAGUUAAUUUUUUCAUGUCAGCUGGACAUUCCAGUUAAACUGCAGACUUUCCUUUUAACCCUUUCUAAGGGGUUCAAAGAUUACAAGGAAAGCCACCUUGUGAAGGAUCUCUCAAGGAUUCUAAUCAUAAUAUGUUUCUGAGAAACGGAUGUUUUUUUCCUUCUGUGGAAGUGAAGACAUGCACUACCAAAUGCAAAAGCUAGCAUAAUAAUUAUUAUUGUUCUUUCCUUUCUUGUCUUUUGGACCCCCAUCCAAAGGUCAUUGGUAGAUAUAUUUUAAAAUUUUUGUCAGUGCAAUGAGAAAAAGUGCCCUCGUUUCCCCAAACAUUAGCACACACCUCUUUGAACAAACUCACGAAUGAAUGCCUCUUUCCUCACCUGUUUUAAUCCUCACUUGUUGAAAUAGUACAUGGGGGAGGGGAGCAGAUUGUAGGCUGUUUAGAAUUUACAGGAAUUUCCUUUGUAAACAUUCAGAAAUGAAUUCAAAUGUUGCAUUAUCCCUGGGUUAUCUUAACAACCUUCUCCCCCCCCACCUCCCCCAUGUAAUUAUUACUAUUAGAUGAAAGAGACAGGAACACUGAUUGAGAUAUAGCCUCAGGUUAGCAAUAAUAUUAUCAGCCUUUGAACAAAUGGGCUCUGAUGCAUGGAAACAGAUGGAAUCUGUGCAAUUUAUUAGUAGUUUACUCUGUCUCCAUUUUCUUAUAGCUGCGAGUUUGGUAAUGACUAUAUCUUCUCUAUUAAUUUUUGUCUUAUUCUUUCACUGCUUUAAAAGAAAAGCAAAUUUCUGUCCUCCUUUGAAAAAGUGCCCUUUCCCUCCCCCUCCAUUGGUUCAAAUUUAAAUCAAUGCUCAGGAAAUGUGUUGGAUUAUGGCAUGGUAUAAUAAUAUUGGUUAGCACAUUUCUUUAGAAACAUUUCUUUAGUUUGCUGUACAUGUAAGGUUUAUUUCCACUGUCGGAUAACUUUUUACCCCAGGGGCAGGGGUACUCCUGGGAAUUCUUAGUGGGGGUGUGCCGCCGGGUUCUUCAAAUCCUGACCUGAUUUCAGACCAAAAAAAGUAAUUAUCCACACCCGUUUUCAGACCUGGCCUUUAGGCAGAAAUUAUGUUAUCAUUAUAGGGUGCAAACACAAAAAUUAUUCAAAUCUAUUUGGAAUUCACAUAUUUCUCUUUCUUUCUUACUCAUUUGGAAUUGAAGGGAUAAAAAUGUUCAUACACUCCCGUAGUUCCCUCGAAAACCCAACCCGAUUCCAGACCAAAAUGGGCAAAGUGAAGACAAGUUUUCAGACCAAAACUGUGCAAAAACCCUACCCGACGGGGCUGCACAUACCUAUAUAUGUUAUGUAAGGGAGUACCCCCCCUCCCCCGGGCUUUUUUCGUUCAUAUAUGUACAUGUAUAUUUUUAUAGAGGAAGAAUAUAUUUUGCAGUUGAUGUCAUCGAGGCAUUACAAGAGUUUUGGCAAAUGAAGGAAUCUCGUGGCACUCCAAUGAAAGGUGGAUCUGACGUCCUUUACGAACCAGAGGCUUCUGAAAAGCCACCAUACGUUUGCUUUGUCAGUCUUCCCGGAGGAAGUUGUUUUGGAAGUUUUCAACCAUGCCCAACCAAGGCUGAAGCUAAGAGAAGUGCUGCCAAAAUUGCACUUAUGAAUUCAGUUUUUAAUGAACAUCCCUCUAGGUCAGUAAACUAUCUUUUAGCAAGUAGUCCACUCAGAAUAUCACAAGUAUACAGCUCUAAGCACUUUCUUUUUGUGGUUCUCUUAGAUGGAUGAUGGACCAUGUACCUGAAGUGAUUAGUAUUUAGAGUGGAUUUUAAUUCUAGAAUUGUUUUUUUGUUGUUUGAACUGCAUGCAUGAAGUUAGGGGUUAACUAUUAACUGAAAGGUAAUCAUGGAAAUGUUAAUAACACAGGAAGUUAUAAAAUAACUAAAAUAGUAUGCGCAUUCUGAUUGGCCGAUAGGUGUGUUUGCAUGAGAGUAUGUAGACAUGGUCUUGACAUCAAGAUGUUUUGCUUUCGGCGCACAAUAAUCACGGCAAGCAGGAGUUUAAAAAAAGUUUUUGAGAUGAAAACUCCACAAGUUUUCUUUAUUCACUCAUUCCCUCGUCAGCCAGAACUUGGAAAACUAUCUUUACAAACAUGCUGUGUCAAUUUUUUUUCGCUUACGUCAACAUUUUGAGCUCUUCGGUAGCUGUUUUGGAGAGAUUCCUCUCUAUUUGAGAUGUUAAAUAGAAAAAUGAUCAGGAAGAGCAGUUGUAGUUAAGAAUUUAGCAUAACAAGGGUUUAUCUUUUAUCAAUAGAAAAAUUACAGAUGAAUUUGUAGAGUCGGCUGUGAAAGAAGCAGAGUCAACUGAAGCACAAGUUGCUUUAAAAAGAAGGACACUUAACCUGUUGACAGACAGUUCUAAAGAUCCCAGUACAGGCAUUGGAGCAUUUAGAUUUAUGUUGGAGUCAAAUAAGGGAAAAAGCAUGUUAGAAUUCCAAGAUCUCAUGACCAUAUUCCAGCUACUACACUGGAAUGGCAGUUUAAAAGCAAUGAGGGAUAGAAAUUGUUCUCGUCAGGAGGUGUUGGAACAUUAUUCUGAUAGAACUAUUGAUGAUGAAAUGAGAAGUCAGAUGGCAUUAGAUUGGAUAUCACGUGAACAAGAGCAACAGGGUUUAAUAAAGAGGGAACUGGAUAAGGCUUCUAAAGAGUUGGAACAGUGUCGACUCAGUGGACGAGAGCUCAGGUUUCCUAAAGAGAAGCGAGACAUUUUAAUGUUGGCUUGGAGCCAAAUUGGAAAGGUUUAA
Molecule: messenger RNA, 4254 nt
Organism: Porites evermanni
Lineage: Eukaryota; Metazoa; Cnidaria; Anthozoa; Scleractinia; Poritidae
Source: the annotation of a GenBank genome assembly